Pygocentrus nattereri (red-bellied piranha) is the source of this 2411-nucleotide messenger RNA. RefSeq lists its product as uncharacterized. Gene Ontology annotation, biological process: nuclear migration. Gene Ontology annotation, molecular function: actin filament binding. Gene Ontology annotation, cellular component: cytoplasm; nuclear outer membrane; meiotic nuclear membrane microtubule tethering complex. The transcript is spliced from 10 exons. The coding region runs from base 42 to 2144 and encodes 700 amino acids. The record is from RefSeq and is a predicted model, not a curated record. Lineage: Eukaryota; Metazoa; Chordata; Actinopteri; Characiformes; Serrasalmidae.
CGUGUACAGGCAGGGCAGGCAGAGGGAACUGCGUGUGCACUAUGCUUCACAUCCAGGCACGAGGUUCACUUUUCUGCGCUGGAUCAGGCCUCCUGAGUGAAAUGUCCUCACCUGCAGGUCACCUGGUGGACAAGGGCUUAGAGCGUGAGAAAGUUACGUCGCCCAGGAAAGACAGAACAAUCCCAAAGGGUCGAGGAGCCAGAGAAGCGGUCCGGAAGCAGGCUUUCACACGCUGGAUCAACUCGCGUUUGAAAAGAUGGGACCCUCCGCUGCAGGUGGGCGAUCUGUUUACAGAUGUUCAGGAUGGAAAGAUUUUGAUGGCUCUGAUAGAGGAACUGUCAGGCUGUAAGAUGCUCGACAGGUUCAGACCAUCUACCCAUCACAUCUUCACCCUCAGCAACAUUGCUAAAGUGCUGGAGUUCCUGGAGGACAGAAAUGUAAGAGUUGUAAACAUAGACGCCACAGACAUCGCUGAGGGACGGCCUUCGGUCAUUCUCACCCUGAUCUGGAAUAUCAUCGUUUACUUUCAGUUAAAGGAAGUCACAGGAAAUCUAGAGAGACGCUUUUCUUCCAGUGUGUCCAGCCUAGUGUCUCUGACCGACAGUAGUGACUCGGCCCGCAGCUCUCCAGCGCCCCCCAGUGAAGACCCCUGCAGCACUCUCCCAUCAAAGAGGAAAAGAACACCCGGCCGGCCCAAAUACUACCGCAGCAGGUCCAUCAGCACGCUGCUGAGCUGGACCCAGACCUGCACAGCACAGUAUGGUGUGGAGGUCCAUGACUUUGGGAAAAGCUGGAGGAGCGGGUUGGCGCUUCUGGCGCUGGUGAAGAGUGCCAGGCCUGAGCUUGUGGACAUGAAAGCAGCUCUGACCUCCAGCCCCAGAGAGAACAUCACUCAGGCCUUCAGAGAAGCACAGCACGGUCUGGGAGUCCCACCACUACUGGAACCUGAGGAUGUGAUGAUGCGUUCUCCAGAUGAGCAGUCCAUCAUCACCUAUGUGGCUCAGUUCCUCCAGCAUUUCCCAGAGAACAGAGAUGUUCAUGUAUCAACGCUGAGUCUGGAGGAAUAUAACCCCAGGGGAGUUUGUAGAUAUUCUUCAUUGUCCUGUUCUUCACUGGGAGAACCUGAUUUCUCUUCGCAGCAGUUUGAUAUCUCCUCCUCUUACGGAGGCCCAAAGUCAGCUGGUGUAUUGAAUGGUGGUUCAGCAGUGGCUGAGAAAUCCAGCUUCUCAAAUGGACAGUUCCUCCACACUUCCAUUGAGGGGCACUGUUGGACUUCCUCAGCCCAGAAGCUGAGCCUUUCAGUGAGUAUGGAGGAUGAUGAUGGAGGCCUAUCAGAUGGUUCAGAGGAAGGCAUAAACAUUCUGCCUGAGCUGGAUUCAGAUGAGGAAGAUGCAUACAAGUACAUUCUAGAGCUGGAUCAUGAAGAAUUUAAGCUUCAUAAUGAGCUCAAAUCUAGUCCAACCAUCAAUUCUCAAAAAGCCCAUCACAUAUCAAGUGAUUUUCAUCAAGCAGAUGAUGAAAGGCACCAUUUAGAUGGAAAGAGUCACCAUUUAGGUCCAUUCUUGGAGAUACAGAAGCAAAGCCACCAACCCUGGUCCGAAGGCUGCAAAGAAACAUCUGAGGAACAUCCAAAUCUCUGCACCCUGAAUAACGACCUAAAUAUUAACACGUCCCACGACAACAAAACCUACAAAGACAAACAUCACAACACAGACAGGAAUGAAGGCUUUGAGUCCCGGGUUUGUGAGAGAGAUAAGAGUUUGGAUAAAGUCAGUACAUCUUCAAGAGAAGGUGGUCUUCACAAUGUUAUCUCCAGUGAUAGCAUGGACAAUCAGUCACUGUCGGCAGUGAAGAGUUUAAGAGAAAAUGCACUCAGAAAGGAAGAAAUACUCCAUGAAAUUAAGAGCCAGGAAGCUGAAGAUCAUCCUCAACCAGGAAACUUUAUGCAACAGACUGGUUUCAGCUUCAUAGUGGAGGAACUGGAGAUGACUGCAACCUCAGAAACAGCAAAGGAUUUGAGUAUCACUGUGCAUGAAGACACUAUAAACUCUGAGACUGAGGUGCUGCACACGGUUCUGAUGCUGUGGAUUCUCACCUACUGUAUCUUCAUGCUGCGUCAAUUAGAGAUUUUGGUGCUUUUUUAGGUAGAAAUUACUCAAAUUACUCAAAAACGAACAAGGACACUUACAUGAACUUCCAUCCUGUACGACCUGCAUCAGUUUUGUGCUGUGUGAAGGUGUUCGAGGGCUGGACUUCUGGAACUACAGCAGGAGAUACUGUAACAUGAGGGAACCAUUUAGGAAUGACCAGUUGAUUUUAUUAUAAGCGUAAUUCCAUGUCAGAUUACAUCCACUGCAGGCUCUAUAUUGUGCUUGUAUUCUCCCAUCUCAUUAAACACUUUCAGCAGACUA